Molecule: messenger RNA, 270 nt
Organism: Ogataea philodendri
Lineage: Eukaryota; Fungi; Ascomycota; Pichiomycetes; Pichiales; Pichiaceae
Exons: 2
Coding region: 1-270 (89 amino acids)
Source: RefSeq, a predicted model, not a curated record
AUGAUUGUAUUUGGAAAUCGCUCUGAAGUUGGGAAUGAAUAUAGCCCAUUUGAAGAAGGGGUGUUUGCACUUGGUGUGGUUCCUGUAGUUGUGGAGAUUGGGUCCAGUAAAAGAUCCGAGUCGGUAAGAUUGGGGAUCGAGCCGUUGGUGCUAUCGAUGCCCCCAGUCUUGUCUGCCAACUCUUCAAUUCUGGGCGACCCUUGGAAUUGGUCUAAGACCUCUCCUGGGUCGACUCUUGGUCUGUAUGCUCCCAUUAGACGUGGCUUCUAG